Messenger RNA from Adineta steineri, 3561 nucleotides. NCBI's taxonomy places the organism in Eukaryota, Metazoa, Rotifera, Eurotatoria, Adinetida, Adinetidae. The record is from the annotation of a GenBank genome assembly.
AUGCCAUCGAAUCGUAUAAAUAUCACUACGGAAUCAAUCUUAGUACGAAAUAACAACAAUAAAGAAACGUGGAAGGAACUUGUCGAAAAAAAAAUUAAAGAAAAGGAAGGAAUCUUAGCACAAGUAACAUGCCAUGUCUUUUCGGAAUCUAGUGGUACAAAAUAUGAUAAAAACAAGAAAUGUGCUUGUGGUCGAUUAGCACGUCAACAUAGUUUUACUGGUUUAUCAAAAAGUGACUACGCCGAUGAGACUAAUUUUAAUGAAGACAAAUUUAUUACAGAACUAUUACCAUUAUCCGUUUAUGGUCAACUUGGUCAAUUUAGUGAUGGCGCUCGAUUUAUUCGAUGUUAUGCAGAUGAUCCAAUUGUACAUGAUCCUCUAACUGAUUUAAUUAUAGAAGAUGUUCGUAUAAAACCUACUUUACUUGUUAGUUGUUUUGGUGGAGCAAAGUAUUUUAAUAUGACUAAUGAAUUAGAAAAUGAAUUUAAAAAUGGAAUUUCACAAAUAGCAACAACUCCAGGUGUUUGGUUAUUAACAACUGGUUUAAAUCAUGGUGUAUCAAAAUUUAUUGGAAAUAUUGUACAUCAAUCAAUGUUAUUAAAUAAGAGAUCAGUAAAAGCAACUCUUAUUGGUAUAACCAGUUGGGGAAUAUUAAGUGAAAAUACACGAAAUGUUUUGAAAAAGAAAUUAACAUCAAAUUUAAAUUGGAAUGAAAACGAAACACUUGAUAAAUAUCAUACACAUUUUCUUUUAUUAGAUGAUGGACGUAUGAAUAUUCAUCUUGGUGAUCAACCUCGUUCUCAGUUUGUUGAUGCUUUAACAAAAAAAGUUGAAUGUCAUGCAAUAACAAUUAUUAUUGAAGGUGGUUUAAAUACAUUAGAAGUUAUUUUACAUGAUAUGAAUAAGAAACGACCUGUUGUUAUUGUACAAGGUAGUGGACGUUUAUCUGAUCUAAUUGGAAAAUUAUUAGAUAUUUCAAAUAAAAAAAAGAUAACUCAAGAAUUUGAUAUCGAAAAUGAAAUAAUAUUAUUUUUUCCUAAAUUUAAAACUGAAAAUGAUGAAGAAAAACAAAAAACGAUUGUAUCAAGUUUAAACGAAGUCUUAGAUAUGAAAUAUCGUCAAUAUUUAAAUAUAUUUAAACUUGAACGUGAUAAAAGUCUGACAGAAACAAUCUUUAAAGCUGUUGACAAAGCUCAAAUUGAUUCAAACCAACAACCAAAUUUUUUAAAACUAGCGAUUAGUUGGAAUUAUAAAGAUAGAGCAAAAACAAUGUCGAAUCGUUCACAAGAUAAUACAGAUCGUUAUCCAGAAUUCUUUUAUCAAUCACUUAUAGAAAAUCGUCCAGUAUUUGUUGAUUAUUUUCUACGGCGAUAUCAUAAUCCUCUUAAAAUAUUUAUUUCUAAGGAGAAUAAAGGUUCGAACAAUAAAAACAAUGAAUUAAUUGUUUCAUUAAGAAAACCAUGUGAAAAAUGUGGAUCUGGCGAAAGUUUAUGUUUGUUACAUGCAUUCGGUUUUAUUAGUAAACUUUACCAGAAAACUGAAUUCGUAUUUGAUAAUUGGCCAAUUCCAAAAACAAUUGAAGAACUUGAUAAAAAUUAUCGAAAACUAAUUGGACCAUUUAUAAAAUCAUUCUAUUUCGAUUAUAAUACAAUUGAUCGAUUUUUGUUAUAUACUCGAUUUAAAAAGAAAUCUUAUUCAGAUGCUGAUUAUCUUAAUAAACAAAUAAAUAAACAAGAAAUGUUACGUGAAAUAUUUUUAUGGAGUGUUUAUUCAGGAUAUUCUGAUAUUGCCUUUGUUCUUCUUUCACAAAUGCAAUCACGAAUAAUGGCAUCAUUAAUUGCAGUACGUAUUGCACAAAGAAUCUCAUCAGAUACUCAUCAAUUAGAUUUACAUCAUAAAUUUCAUCAACAAUCAAAAGAUUAUGAAGAAUAUGCAAAUAUGUGUAUUAAGAGUUGUUUUGAAUAUGAUGAACGAUUAACAUGUCAAAUUCUUGUACGAGAAAAUCCUUUAUUUGGACAUGUCAAUUGUAUGCAAGUAGCUAUUGCAUGUCAAAGUAUACCAAUUGUUAAUACACAUGGUUUUAUUGAAGUCGUUAAUGAAGAAUGGUUUGGACAUGUUAUUAUAAAUACAACUGAUUCAUUUGGAACUAAAUUACUGUUUUUAUUUAAUUUGAUAACAUUUGGAUUCAUUUUAUCAUCAUCAUAUUUCAUUAAAUAUCGUCAAAUGGAUAAUUAUGAUCAAAUACUUGAUGAAGAUAGAAUAAAUUGUGUUAAUCAACAUAAUUCUAGAUGGAAAGGAAUUGAAGAUCAAAAAAUAAAAAAUCCAUCGUAUUGGAGAAAAUUAUAUCAUUUUCAUUCAGCACCUAUGGUUAAAAUGGGUUAUCAUUUUAUAAUUUAUGUUUGGUUUUUAUUGGUUUUUAGUUAUAUGAUGUUAUUUGAUAUAAAAUAUAAUGAAGGUUCAUUUCAUUGGACAAAAAUCUAUUUAAUUGUUACUGUUUCAACAAUGCUUAUUGAAGAUUUUCGUCAAAUUAUCGUUAAUUAUCAUACACAAAUGAUGGAAACAUGGAAUUGGUCCGAUGCAUGGUUAGUACCUUCAUUUGCAACACCAUACAUUUUAUUUUAUAUUGGUAUUAUAUGUUAUUAUCAAUCAACGGAUAAUCUUGAAUUAUUUACAACUGCAAGAAUUAUUUUAGCUAUUGAUCUGGAAGUUUGGUUUCUUUUUUCAUUACGUUUUGUUAGUGCGAUUAAAUUAUUAGGUCCAAAAUUAAUAAUGAUUAGAAAUAUGUUAAAAGAUUUAAUAGCAUUUAUUUAUAUAAUAUUUGUUUGUAUUGCUGCAUAUGGUGUUGUAUCACGUGCAUUAGUUAUGUAUAAUUAUAUUGAUUUUACGGCAAAAAGUGUUUUUACAGCUGUCUUUUAUCAACCUUAUUGGCUUUUAUAUUCUGUUGCUGAUAAUGAAACAGGAUAUCUUGAUAAUAUUAUUUCUAAUGGCACAGCAUCAGAAGUAGCAGAAGCAACUGUUAAUCAUAUUCUCUUAACUUUUCAUAUGCUUUUUAUUAAUAUUUUAAUUCUUAAUUUACUUAUCGCUGUUUUUAAUUUUUCAAUUAAUGAUGUUCAAGAAAAAAAUGAAUUUUUUUGGCGUUUUCAACGAUAUGAAUUAACACGUGAAUAUUUUGAAAAACCAAUAUUUGCUUAUCCACCUCUUUCCAUUAUUGCUUAUAUUAUAUGGUUAAUUCAAGUCAUUUUCUGUAAAGGAACAACUUUUCGUGUAUUUAAACGUCUUUGCAAUCAAUCUGAAAUGGAUAUUUAUUGGAGUGAAUUUGAAAGUGCUGCUACUGAUAAAUAUGCACGUCAAUUUAUUGAAGAAAAUUAUCGACCAAAAGAUGAUAUUACAAUCUCAACAUUACAAACACAAAUUAAUAUAUUACAAGAUGAAAAUGAACAAAUGAGAAACGAGACAAAUGAAAUUAAAAAUCGAACUACAAUUGGUAUGAAAUGGAUGAUUUCAGCUAUGAAACGUGUUAAAAUGUCUCGUGUUGACCCACCACCAGAAUUCAAAGAUUGA